Octodon degus (degu) is the source of this 2795-nucleotide messenger RNA. RefSeq names its product opsin 3 (gene Opn3). The transcript is spliced from 5 exons. The coding region runs from base 119 to 1396 and encodes 425 amino acids. The record is from RefSeq and is a predicted model, not a curated record. Lineage: Eukaryota; Metazoa; Chordata; Mammalia; Rodentia; Octodontidae. Gene Ontology annotation, biological process: G protein-coupled receptor signaling pathway. Gene Ontology annotation, molecular function: G protein-coupled receptor activity. Gene Ontology annotation, cellular component: photoreceptor outer segment; membrane.
CCCGGCGCGGGGUGCCUGCCCGCACAAUGGCUAAAGCCCGCGGCGGAGCUCGAGCUCCAGCCCCACCCAGUGCGCUACGCGCCGCGGUCUGUCCUGCUCGUUGUGUGGGCGCCGGGCCAUGUACUCGGGGAACCGCAGCGGCGGCCAGGGACACUGGGAAGGCGGUGGGGCCGAGGGUGCGGCGCAGUCAGGGACGCUGAGCUCCGCGCCGCUCUUCAGCCCGGGCACCUACGAGCGCCUGGCGCUGCUGCUCGGCUCCCUCGGGCUGCUGGGCGUCGGCAGCAACCUGCUGGUGCUCGUCCUCUACUACAAGUUCCAGCGGCUGCGCUCUCCCACCCACCUCUUCCUGGCCAACAUCAGCCUCAGCGACCUGCUGGUGUCCCUCUUCGGGGUCACCUUUACCUUCGUGUCCUGCCUGAGGAACGGCUGGGUGUGGGACGCCGUGGGCUGCGUGUGGGACGGGUUUAGCAGCAGCCUCUUCGGUUAUGGCGUAGCACAGUCAAAGUUGAGAUUACCGAUGCCUCAGAGAAUCCCAUCGCAGGUGAACAAAUUGCUGUGUAGGAUUGUUUCCAUUACCACCCUCACUGUACUGGCUUAUGAACGUUAUAUUCGUGUGGUCCAUGCCAGAGUGAUCAAUUUUUCCUGGGCCUGGAGGGCUAUUACCUACAUCUGGCUGUACUCGCUUGCAUGGGCAGGAGCACCUCUCCUGGGCUGGAACAGGUACAUUCUGGACAUCCACGGACUAGGCUGCACUGUGGACUGGAAAUCCAAGGAUGCCAACGAUUCCUCCUUUGUGCUCUUCUUGUUUCUUGGCUGCUUGGUGGUGCCCGUGGGUGUCAUAGCCCAUUGCUAUGGCCAUAUUCUGUACUCCAUUCGAAUGCUUCGUUGUGUUGAAGACCUUCAGACAAUUCAAGUGAUGAAGAUUUUAAGAUAUGAGAACAAAGUGGCCAAAAUGUGUUUUUUGAUGGUCUUCAUCUUCCUGGUCUGCUGGAUGCCUUAUAUUGUGAUCUGUUUCUUGGUCGUUAAUGGUCACAGAUACCGGGUCACUCCAACAAUAUCGAUAGUUUCUUAUCUGUUUGCUAAAUCCAGCACUGUGUACAAUCCUGUUAUUUAUGUCUUCAUGAUCAGAAAGUUUCGAAGAUCCCUCUUGCAACUCCUCUGUUUCCGACUGCUGAGAUGUCAGCAGCCUGCUAAAGACCUACCAGCAGUUGGGAGUGAAAUGCAGAUCAGACCCAUUGUGAUGUCACAAAAAGAUGGGGACAGGCCAAAGAAGAAAGUGACUUUUAAUUCUUCUUCCAUUGUUUUUAUCAUCACGAGUGAUGAAUCACUAUCUGUUGAUGAUAGUGAUAGAACCAGUGGGUCCAAGGUUGAUACAAUCCAAGUUCGUCCUUUGUAGGAAUGCAAGACUGGGCCUUAGAUUGGAUGUCACAUUUGAACUUCAAUUAUAAGGAUUGUUCUGGAACCUGCAUUCUAUGUAGUAUCAACAGAACUUUUACAGUCCAGCAAAAAAUCUGAAUUGCCUGCAUGCUGUCUGGCCUCAAGAAGAAUCUGAACAAGACAAAUUCUUUUAAUUCAAUGGGUGCUUUCUGUAACAAAACCCCACUAUGGCACAAGAUGGGCAUCUGGCACCAUCAACUUCUUACGUGUUAGAAUUUCCAUUUCAGAUGUAUUUUUGAAUGACUAUAUUUGCCAAAGCACAUGAUACAUUUUUCUUGAAAACAUUUUAUUGUAAAAAUAACUUUGUCUCAAACACAUGUAUGAAAUAGCUAGACUAUCUUUAAUUCUCUGCAGUGUUGGGUCCUAUUUACAGUCAUGUCAUCUGCUUGAACAAAUUGAAGUUACCAUGAGAUAAAUUCCAGGAUUAAAAAUAAAUUCCCUACCUUGAUCUGUAACUAUAUAUAUGUAAAAUGAAGAGGAGUUUCAGACUACCAAGCUGCUGAAUAAAUUCCAGAAUAUACUACUAGGAGAAUCAUAGCAAAGAGAAAGAAUUCGAUGAUGUCAGGGCAGUCAUGGCCUAUGGUUAGGUACGUAGUAGUAUGAGACUGCCCACCAUGAAGAUGAUUUUGAUGGCAGACAACUAUCUCCAUCUCUUUCAUUUCAAACAUAAGCAUGGCAGGAUUACCCUUUCCUUGUAAUAAGUUCCCCCAAUUUACCAGGAGUUCUGGAGUUAGAAAAGGGGUUCAAGUAAACAUACUUACUUGGAAGAGGUAUAAAAAUGAGAAUUGAGUGUAUUCCUAAAGUAUAUUAGCCUUAACUCCUCAUUGUCAGGCCAUUAAUUGGUGUUAAUGAAGAGGCCUAUUUUUUCCCAUUAGUUACUGUUUGAACUUACAAGAAAGCAGAACGUGCUACCUCCAAACAUGCUCUGUUUUCCAUACUGAUUAUUUUGAGCUGAAAACAAUUGAGAAGAAGUGAUAGAAGGAAAGCUUUUUGCUUCUUCCCCUUAUUGGCCUAAAAGCAGGACCCAACUUUACAAAUGUGUUCCUUUUUCUUUUCGGCCAUAAAAAACAAAGUUGCUCACCAAAGAUAACUUUAGACACUUGUCAGUCUGCAGAGAGCACAAGAGGACUCUGCGUAGCCAACUCCCAACCAUUUCCCUUCCUACCCAUUGCUGCCCUCAGUCUCAGUCCAUUCUCUGUGUCUUGGCACUUCUCUAAAACUUACAGUUCUUUGUGGAGGAUGCUAAGCCAGCUUUUUGAGAUUUACUCAUUCUGUGGGUAUCUUCCCUGUGGAAUACACAUGUAAUAAACUAUUUGUUUUUGUUUUUUCCUUGGUAGUCUCUUGUCUUUUGUUAUAGU